GUCCUAAAUGAAUACAAAGAAGGGAAGGUGUAUUGUUUGUUUGACCCUGGCUGGUUGAAAGAGAUAUCAUAUCAGAAAAUCAUGGAUGACUUGGAAUAUUGCUUUUUAAAAGCAAAUUGCACUCAUUCCAUGAAAAUAUCAGAUACACCGCAUUCUACAUGGAUUUCUGGGAACAAGAAUAAUGGCUCUAAAGUCAGUGCUUACUGCACAUGUUUUGCUAGGUUUGUAUUACCAAGAGGAGAUGAAUUGCAAAAACCUAGGAGCAGGGCAAUGAUUCUUGAGCCCCCCAACAGUGUUGAGGUUUUUAGAUGCUACAUGAUUAUUUUCAUUCCGUUUUUUUAUAAUUUCAGAUCGAGCAGCUCUUACAUUCACAUCACAGCAUUGCUGUUUAGAGUUGAGGCUGCUAAUAGGAGUGGAAUGACUAACCCAGCUUGUACAUCAAGACAAUGUGUGUGAAAUGUCCAUUCAGAAAAGACAGCACGCGUAGCCUCUAUCAGCCGGUAGGAAAAAAGAGCGCUUUUGAUGACAAUUAGAGAAGUUUGUACAAGAAUUUAAAGGACGCAUUUCAAGACUC
Molecule: messenger RNA, 574 nt
Organism: Orbicella faveolata
Lineage: Eukaryota; Metazoa; Cnidaria; Anthozoa; Scleractinia; Merulinidae
Source: RefSeq, a predicted model, not a curated record